This is a messenger RNA of Penicillium angulare, 2637 nucleotides long. Its product is annotated as putative C6 transcription factor (War1). The transcript is spliced from 4 exons. Gene Ontology annotation, cellular component: nucleus. NCBI's taxonomy places the organism in Eukaryota, Fungi, Ascomycota, Eurotiomycetes, Eurotiales, Aspergillaceae. Gene Ontology annotation, molecular function: zinc ion binding; transcription cis-regulatory region binding; DNA-binding transcription factor activity, RNA polymerase II-specific. Bases 1 to 2637 code for a protein of 878 amino acids. Gene Ontology annotation, biological process: regulation of DNA-templated transcription; DNA-templated transcription. The record is from RefSeq and is a predicted model, not a curated record.
AUGUCGAUGCCAUCGCACUACCCCGAGCCCCCAACCCAUAUAUCCGACGCACAGGGCCCCCGAAUCGGCUCUCCAGGCAAUCGGUCCGCGUUCGGGCUACAGCAACGGCAACAGCCCCAGCCACAUACCCACCCAAGACAUGGCGAGAGCACCUCCACCGAGCCGGAAGAUCGGCAGGUGGAUCUGGAGAUCAAGAGACCCCGAGCCUGCGAACCAUGCCGACAAUUAAAAGUGCGAUGUGAUUCUGAUCCAGGAAAUCCCGACGGUCCCUGUAAACGAUGCGCAAAGGCACGCCGGCAAUGCAUUGUGACUGCCCCCACGCGGAAACGGCAGAAGAAAACAGAUAGUCGGGUGACUGAAUUGGAACGAAAGAUUGAUGCGUUGACAGCUACAUUGCAGGCUUCGAAUCAGGGCCCACCGUUUCCAAUUGCGGGAGACGCAAAUACACACAAAUAUACUGAGACAUCUGCGUCUACGGAGCAACGCCAGUCUCCGAGGCGAUGGUUUCGAGAAGAUACUCAUUUAGCUGGGGCUGGAAAUAAACGACACCAUGAUGGGUUUUUGGUAUCACAGUACCCGAGGCCUAAUAGUCCAUCUGCAGAACAGAUACAUAAACAGCCAGCUUCGAGACAUUGGCGGGGUCCUUUCGCGGGGGAGACUACGCCUGAAGCGAAUCCUAAGGCGCGAAACGAUUUUAUCGAUAUUAUUGAUCGGGGCUUGAUUGAUAUUGACACCGCGCAGAUGUCCUUCCAUCGCUAUGUGAACCAGAUGGCUGAUGAAAUGCCAGUUGUGGUAUUUCCCCCUGGGACAACGAUGGGAGAUGUACGCCGCGACAAGCCAGCACUUUUUCUUGCUAUUAUUGCAGUUUCCGUCGCGUCUUUCAAAAAGGAUCUCCAAAUGCCAUUGAUUAACGAAUGCUACCAACUCAUUGCCGACAACGUAGUUGUCAAAGGACGCAAGUCUCUUGAGCUUGUCCAGGCUUUAUUGAUUACUGCGAUUUGGUAUAUACCACCUGAUAACCUGGAUGAGCUUAAAUUCUACCAGUUAAUUCAUAUGGCUAUUGUACUUGCUAUGGAACUUGGAUUGAAUCGGCGUUCAAAUGGAGAUCUCAGGCCCCUUUCUCGAAUUCGGGAAAUCAUUGCUAAAACACCCGUUACACAAGAGUUGGACUUGAAUGGUCCUGAAGCGAGACGGACUUGGCUAGGUUGCUACUUUAUUGGAAUUCAGGUGGCGACGGCUCUGAGGCGUAUGCAGCUUGUAAGAUGGCAGCCGUAUAUGGAUGAGUCUCUUCAAAUACUUGAAAGUCAUCCUGAUGCCUUGCCUUCUGACCGCAAGCUCAUUUGGUGGGCAAAGUUAGGGUGGAUCAUGGAGCAAGCGGGCAUACAAUUGACUCCAGAUGAUACCCAGUCAGUUGUCUCUUUUACAGACAGUAAGGUGCGAUACACCAUUAAGGCAUUUGCAAACCAACUUGUCCAGUAUCGAAGAGAUAUCCCAGAGGAUUUUUGGACGGUACCGUUAUCCCACACAUAUUAUGCUCUCAAUCUAUUUGUCCAUGAAAAUGCCAUGGGGAUUGACUGCCGGGACAGCAUGCUUCCCUACACCCCAGCAAAUGAAGACCUAAGCGGCAACACCAUUAUGGCACCACUUAUUGACGCGUUGACUUCUUGCAUCAAGUCUAUCCACCAAGCGCUAGAUGUAAUUAGCAGUGUUGACGUGGAAAGAUUUACAUGCUUGCCAACACUAACUGUAGCAAGAACUGCAUACCCGAUUGUCAGUCUUAUCAAGAUUUACUCCCUUCUCACGGCCCCGGAAUCCCGUAUUGGCCAAGUGAUCGACAUGCAAUCUCUCAAGGUAGAGUAUUACCUGGACAAAGUGAUCAACCACUACCGCGCAGCAGCCGCCCUGGACGCCGGCAGAGUGGCAACCAAGUUUGGCAACAUAAUAAUGAUGCUGCGGAACUGGUUCGUCAAGAAGAAGGAAAACGGCCCAGAACUGCGAGAAAUUUUCGGGACGGAAAUGCGAUCAGAUACGCCCGGUGAAAGGAAAUCCGUGAAAGAAGGCACAAAUCCACUACAUGUGCUCAGCGAACUAGCGAUGGAAGACCCAGCUAGACGACCAUCGGAAAGCAACCUUUCACACCGACCACAUUCAGGUCAAGGGAAUAUCUAUCGAUCACCAAAUCCAAAUUACCCAGAUCCCACACGCAAUCCCGCACCCCGAGCUCCAAGCCAAGAUUCAGGACCAACAAAAUACGGAAUGGCCGAACAGCACAGGAUGGGCAGCAUGGCAUCUACAAGAAGCGAUCCGACCUCUGGCCCACCCGCAUCGAGCUGGUCAUCUACAUCUUAUUCACCGCAGGUCCCUGUUUCAGGGGUCAAUGACACGAACAUGGGGAAUAGGACAUACUAUCCACCUUUCCAAUCAACAACCGGAGCAUCACAAGCAUAUGGGAUGUCGAACGUAGGAACAACCCAAUACCCCCCAAUGUCGAAUGUUGGAAACAUGCCUCUUGAACAGUCAAUGGGGAUGGUCCCUGAGGGGCCUUUUGACCCUGACAACCUUACAGCCUUGGGUAACAUCAUGGACGAGGGGCUGUUCUCGUUUCCAUUUGCUUUUGAUGGAAAUUUUCAGUUUUAG